Drosophila eugracilis is the source of this 1222-nucleotide messenger RNA. It is a transcript of the gene eIF3j, whose product is annotated as eukaryotic translation initiation factor 3 subunit J. The record is from RefSeq and is a predicted model, not a curated record. Gene Ontology annotation, cellular component: eukaryotic translation initiation factor 3 complex; cytoplasm. The transcript is spliced from 6 exons. Gene Ontology annotation, molecular function: translation initiation factor activity. Lineage: Eukaryota; Metazoa; Arthropoda; Insecta; Diptera; Drosophilidae. Bases 151 to 858 code for a protein of 235 amino acids.
CAUUCUUACGCCAGUCGCGCUUCGGUCACAUUGCACGUAUUUGGUUUUUGGAAAAUUCCCGAAAUCGGUGCAAGGCUGGAACUAAGUCGAUCCUAGCACAAAAUUACUUAAAAGCACAAAUCCCGCAGAUAUAUAUACAAAUCCGCAGAUAUGGCCGACGAUUGGGAAUCUGCAGCAGACAGUGAAGUAGUCAUCCGCCCGAAUGCCGCCAGCGUAAACAAGUGGGAGGGCGAGGACGAGGAUGAGGAUAUCAAGGACAGUUGGGAAGAUGAAGAAGAAAAAAGGGACGAGGAGAAGCCCACAAAAACAGAAGCCCCAACCAAACCCAAGCCUAGCAAAGCGCUUAAGGCCAAACUGGAGCAGCAAGCGCGCCUGGAGGAAGAGGCUGAGGAGCAACGAUUGGCCAACCUUACGCCUGCGGAAAAACUAGCAGAGAAACUACGCCUGCAAAAGAUUCAAGAGGCCUCGGACCUCAAGCAUGCUCAGGAUGCUUUCGGCGUGACGAGUACGUGCGGCGGCCUGGACGCCUUCAAUCCAGAGAGCAAGGAGGAGUUCAAGGAGUUUGGUGCCACGCUUAGCUGGAAGGUAUCCCAGUUACGCGAAUCGGAGCAUUUUCCACAGUUCGUUGAGGACCUAGUGCGCAGCUUAUGCAUAAAUCUGAGUGCCACUGACAUUAAAAAGGUCAAAAUGAACGUGGAGAUCUUGCACUCGGAAAAGUUGAAACUGGAAAAGGCCAAUGCCAAGAAGCCCGCUGGCAAGGGAAAGGGCAAGGUCACGCUUCGCAAUAACAACGAUGACAUUGACGAUUACCAAAAGUACGGAAAUGACUUCACUGGAGACUAUGACGACUUCAUGUGAAUAGGAUUUAUAAAGUAGCCCCCAUAUAUAUAAUUAUUGAAUACAUAGUUGCUUGUUGAACAGUUCUUCUUGUUAGAGAUGCUGCGCAGGAAUAUGAGUCCUUUGUUGAAUAUAAAAUAGCAGAACCUAUAUAAAUAUGUACAUAUAUAUUUAUAUGACCAUACAGAACACAAAAAAAAGUCAAGUCAAGUCAGGCAAUCAAGAAACCUCAACGAAAAUGCAAAUCCAACUCCAAACCGAAAGAAUAUUUAGGCAACUGACUUAUGGCAACUGCAUAUGUCGUAUUCGGAAUGGCUUCUUGUGAAAUUAACUUUUGUAUAAAGAAUAAAAGUACAGAAUCGAUAUUAAACAGUAAAAUAGAAAA